This is a messenger RNA of Ornithorhynchus anatinus (platypus), 1678 nucleotides long. RefSeq names its product parathyroid hormone like hormone (gene PTHLH). The record is from RefSeq and is a predicted model, not a curated record. Lineage: Eukaryota; Metazoa; Chordata; Mammalia; Monotremata; Ornithorhynchidae. Gene Ontology annotation, cellular component: extracellular region. The transcript has 4 exons. Gene Ontology annotation, molecular function: hormone activity; peptide hormone receptor binding. Bases 681 to 1214 code for a protein of 177 amino acids. Gene Ontology annotation, biological process: adenylate cyclase-activating G protein-coupled receptor signaling pathway; bone mineralization; regulation of chondrocyte differentiation.
CCGAGCUCCUGCCGAGCUCCAAGGCGGAAUCCCAGCUCCCGCCUAGCUCCCGGCCGGGAGCUCCUAGCUCCCGCUUAGCUCCCAGCUCCUGCCUAACCCCCCAGUUGGGAAAAAAGCUCCUGCCUAGAUCCCAGUCGGGAAAACAGCUCCUGCCUAGCUCCCGGCCGGGAAUCCAGCCCCUGCUUAAACUCCCAGACAACUCCCACCUCCCGCUUAGCUCCCAAUUUGGGAAUCCAGCCCCUGCCUAGCUCCCAGACAACUCCCAGCUCCCGCUUAGUUCCCAGCCGGGAAUCCAGCCCCUGCCUAACUCCCAGACAACUCCCACCUCCUGCUUAGCUCCCAGCCGGGGAAACCAGCCCCUGCCUAGCUCCCAGACAACUCCCAGCUCCCGCUUAGCUCCCAGCCGGAAUUUCCUAGCUCCUGCCUAGCUCCAAUCCGGAAUCCCAGCUGCUGCCUAGUUCCCAGGCGGGAUCCCAGCUCCCAGCACGCUUCCAGCCUCUAGUAUACCUCUGCCUCUGCUGCUAUUGCGUUUCCAGCAACCUGGCUCUCCGGGCAGAGGAAAGACACACUUCACUUGACUCCUUUUCACAGCGCGCGUGUGUCGGGACACAACUUUUCGGAAGCAACCGAUCCAUCUGAACGUUGCAUCAGAGGAGGUCCCUGGAGCAAGAGGAUCUAAGAUGUCCAGGACGUUGUUUCAGCAAUGGAGCUUCGCGAUCUUUCUGCUGAGUUAUUCCGUCCCCACCGCCGGUAGACCCGUGGAGGGAAUCAGCCGCAGAUUCAAAAGAGCCGUCUCGGAACAUCAGCUUCUCCAUGACAAGGGGAAGUCCAUUCAAGAUCUACGACGACGAAUUUUUCUUCAGAAUCUGAUCGAAGGCGUCAACACCGCGGAGAUUCGAGCUACUUCGGAGGUGUCCCCAAACCCCAAGCCCGCCACCAACACCAAGAACUACCCAGUCCGAUUUGGAAAUGAGGAAGAGGGCAAGUGCCUGACUCAGGAGACAAACAAAGCCCAGACCUACAAAGAACAGCCCUUGAAGACGCCGGGGAAGAAGAAGAAAAACAAGCCUGGGAAACGCAAGGAACAGGAGAAGAAAAAGCGGCGAACUCGAUCGGCCUGGUUAAGCUCCAGAGUCGCUGGUAGUGGGGUGGAAGGCGCUCCUCUCUCGGACAUCUUGGGGAGUGUGCGAGACCGCAACUCACGGAGGCAUUGACAUUUCAGCCGACAUCUUCCGUAAACACGUUGCAGUAUUCUGUAAUAGUGAACAGAUGGAAAGUAUUAGAAAUAUUUAUUGUCUGUAAAUAGUGUAAAUCCAUUGGAAUAAACCUUCUCCCUCAUUGCUCUAUGAAACUGCACAUUGGUCAUUGUGAAUAUUUUUUUUUUGCCAAGGCUAAGCCAAUUAUUAUUAUCACAUCUACUAUAAUUUAUUUUGUUGAAUGAUGUAUUUAUUUUGUAAAUGUAUCUUGGUGCUGCUGACUUUCUAUAUUUGUUGUAACAUUAUGCACUUUAGAUAUACAUAUCAAGUACGUCGAUAACUGACUCAAUAAAGUGUCCUUAUUUUGUGGAUGAUUUUAAUAAAUGCAUAAGUACAAUUUUCAAACUGAUUUUCCUCUGCAUGUAAAAAUAGCAGUAUUUUAAAUUUGUAAAGAAUGUCUAAUAAAAUAUAAUCUAAUUACA